Messenger RNA from Podarcis muralis (Common wall lizard), 5233 nucleotides. It is a transcript of the gene TOX, whose product is annotated as thymocyte selection associated high mobility group box. The record is from RefSeq and is a predicted model, not a curated record. Gene Ontology annotation, cellular component: nucleus. Gene Ontology annotation, biological process: regulation of transcription by RNA polymerase II; leukocyte differentiation. NCBI's taxonomy places the organism in Eukaryota, Metazoa, Chordata, Lepidosauria, Squamata, Lacertidae. Gene Ontology annotation, molecular function: chromatin DNA binding.
CGCGCGCUCCGCGGCGAAAGCAGCAAAUGGCUCUGGAUUCGCGAGCUCCUUUGUGUGGAGCACACUCGCAGCGAAGCGGCCGAGGCGCACGCCGGCUGCCUCCUCUCCGCCCUGCCGCCAGCGACGCGGGGCAGCCCUGCCGGAGCCGGGGGUCCGCCUCAGUCCGAAACCCAGCGGCUCGACGGUAGCUAGCGGGGGCUGGUGCUCCCCCCACCCCCGGCUCUCUUCCUUGACUCCUCUCGAGGCGGGGAAAUAAAGACCUCCGAAAUAAAGCCGCUGAAAAGAGAGCGGAGAGAGCGAGCGAGAGGGCGCGGGCUGGGCAGGGAGAGGCGAGGGCGCCAACUCUCCUCAGGCGCAGCGCGGUCCUGGGCUGCUUCGGCGAGCGGCGCGUGUGGGGACAACGGAACUCCUCGAAGUUACCUGCCCGGCCGUGAGAGAGAGAGAGGAGGCGGCUUUUGCCUCAGGUAGCCGUCGCCGCGCCCGGCAAGACCGGUGCUUUUGGGAAGAGUUUCUCUUCCCUCCCACCAGCCCUUCUUCUCUUUUACGAGCCGCAAACGGAUGUGAGGCGGGGAAGGUGUUUCUUUCCCACCCCCCUCCUGCUUCUCCUCAGGCACCUCAGUUUUCAGGGGUUUCCCCGCCCCCCGAUUUCUCUCUCUCUCUCGUUUUGUUUUGUUUUGCCUGAACGCCGACACGAAGCGGGAAGACCAGGAGUUUGCUUGAUGUUUUAGUGCGAUGGACGUACGGUUUUACUCGCCGCCGCCUCAGCAGCCGCCGCCACCCUCGCAGUCCGCCGCCGCUCCGGAGACCCCUUGCCUGGGACCUUCUCCUUGCCUGGACCCCUACUACUGCAACAAGUUUGACGGUGAGAACAUGUAUAUGAGUAUGUCAGAGCCGAGCCAGGAGUACGUGCCAGCCAGCCAGUCUUUUCCUGGCCCAAGUCUAGAAAGUGAAGAUUUUAACAUACCUCCCAUCACUCCACCUUCAUUACCUGACCAUUCAUUGGUACAUUUGAAUGACACAGAAUCUGGUUAUCCUUCACUGUGUCACCCGAUCAACCAUAAUGGCCUGCUUCCAUUCCAUCCACAAAACAUGGACCUACCUGAAAUCACAGUCUCCAAUAUGCUUGGCCAAGAUGGAACACUGCUUUCAAAUUCACUGUCAGUGCUGCGAAACUGGACUAACAUGGCAGCUGAAGAAUUUGCUAUGCAAGAAUUACGGAAUACAGAAGGAGCUCAGUAUAGUUCCCACCCCCAGAUAGCAGCCAUGAGACCAAGGGUUCAACCCGGAGAUAUGAGGCAGCCUGGAAUGCUGCAACAUGGUCAGCUGACAACCAUUAACCAGUCACAACUAAGUGCUCAGCUUGGUUUGAACAUGGGUGGAAACAAUGUUCCACAUAACUCCCCAUCUCCUCCUGGAAGCAAGUCUGCAACUCCUUCACCAUCCAGUUCAGUUCAUGAAGAUGAAGGAGAUGACACUUCAAAGAUCAAUGGGGGAGAAAAAAGACCUGCCUCUGAUAUGGGAAAGAAGCCCAAAACUCCCAAAAAGAAGAAGAAGAAGGACCCUAAUGAGCCACAGAAACCUGUUUCUGCCUAUGCAUUAUUUUUCCGAGAUACUCAAGCUGCCAUCAAAGGCCAAAACCCAAAUGCUACCUUUGGCGAAGUUUCUAAAAUUGUCGCUUCCAUGUGGGAUGGUUUGGGAGAAGAACAAAAACAGGUGUAUAAAAAGAAAACUGAAGCUGCUAAGAAGGAAUAUCUGAAGCAGUUAGCUGCAUACAGAGCAAGCCUUGUAUCCAAGAGCUACAAUGAACCUGUGGAUGUUAAGGUAUCCCAGCAACCUCAGAUGAUGAACACAAAGCAGUCAGUAUUCCAUGGAUCUACACAGCCCCAUUCGGCAUUGUAUCUAAGUUCCCAUUACCACCAACAAGGAGGAAUGAAUCCUCACAUAACAGCCAUACAUCCCAAUAUUCCUAGGAAUAUAGCACCUAAGCCUAACAGCCAAAUGCCAGUGACUGUUUCCAUAGCCAAUAUGGCUGUGUCUCCACCUCCAUCCCUUCAGAUGAGUCCUCCUCUUCACCCGCACCUCAGUAUACAACAACACCAGCCACUUACAAUGCAGCAGUCCAUUGGGAACCAGCUACCAAUGCAGGUCCAGUCUGCUUUGCAUUCACCUACAAUGCAACAAGGUUUUACUCUCCAGCCUGAUUACCAGAAUAUUAUCAACCCAACAUCUACAGCUGCGCAAGUUGUUACCCAAGCGAUGGAGUAUGUUCGUUCAGGGUGCAGAAAUCCCCCAGCACAGAGUGUGGACUGGAAUAAUGAUUACUGCAGUAAUGGGGCCAUGCAGAGGGACAAAGCUUUGUAUCUUACCUGAACAGUUUGGGAAAGCGCCUCUUCUUUCCACUGAGGAAUGCAGGGAAGUCUUUUCAUCCCAGAUUGCUAUAUGCAGUCAAGGCAGUUCUGCAUUUAUUUAGAAAAUAUAAGUUGCUAAGCACUUAGGACUAUUUAAGCUGGUGGGUCAUUCACUCUGGGGGGAGGGAAAUAGUCUUGCUCCUUUCUCCACCCCCUUGUUUCUUUUUCUUUCUCCUUCAGCAUCCUCUAAAUGGACGUUGCUUUUCUUCUUUCAUUUAGGAAGGAGGCUUGGACCAUUCAGAUUUUAUGUUGGUUUUUAUUUUUGCUGUGAAGUGCUGCGCUAGUAACUGCCUUAGCAACUGUAGAUGUCUUGGAUAAAAGUCCUGGAUUUUCCAUUGGUUUUCAUAAUGGGUGUUUAUAUGAAACUACUAAAGACUUUUUAAAUGGCUUGAUGUAGCAGUCAUAGCAAGUUUGUAAAUAGCAUCUAUGUUACACUCUCCUAGAGUAUAAAAUGUGAAUGUUUUUGUAGCUAAUUGUAAUUUGAAACUGGCUCAUUCCAGUUUAUUGAUUUCACAAAGGGGGUUAAAUUGGCAAACAUUCAUAUUUUUACUUCAUUUUUAAGCAACUGACUAAUAGUUCUAUAUUUUCAAACUCUUUGAAAGAAAAAAGGAAAAUUAUUCCCAAAUGAAUUUAAUUAAACAGAAAUUGGCUUUCUGUCAUUAGUUAUACAAAAAAAAAGUUUAGUGUUGGGAAAAGAGCAAACACAUUUAUUUUGUACUGCCUAAAACUGCUUUUUUAUCACUUUAUGUGUAAUGGUUAGUAAACGUCAUUUACGUCCUCUUAUGUAUAAAAUGGCCAAAUGCUUUCUUGAUAUUUUAUUAGAUGCUGAAACAGAUUGGAAACAUCUAAAUUAUAACCUUUACAUACGGCUAUGUAUUAUUGUUUCUUCAUACUGUGUCUGUAUUUAAUCUUUUUUAUGGAAGCUGUUGCGCCUAUUUAUGAAAUAAUAAAUAUAGGUGUUUGUAAGUAAAUUUGUUAGCAUCUUAAAGAAGAUUUUUUUAAAACUACUUUUGUUGGCAUCAAUGUAUUUGCUGCUGGUGUGAAUACUUUUAGUUUAGUUUUUACAGUGAUAUGAAUAAAGCCAAACCAGCUUUUCAUGGCAGAAAAAGAAGGUAAUCAACAUUUAUUCUAUACUUCCUAAGUUGAUCUGUGACCAAAAAAAAAAGUAGAGGGGGGAGCUAAAUCCUUAACAAACUUCCCUGUAUCUCUAGUCACAAGUUACCUAGAUCACAUUAGUGAAGACUAAAUAAGGAGAUAUAGAGUAUGUCAAAAGUAUGAUGUGCACAGGGACUUCCCCAUUCUCUUCUGUGAAGGGAAGCUUUCUGCACAUAGGUAGGAAUGGUGUUACAUGCACAGGUCAUUCCUGUGCCUACAGGCAACAGCAAAGAAGCCCCUACAUGAGUGCAGCUCCAUAUAAUGUAUUGGGGCAGCUGGAGCAGCGCUGCUGUUCUAAAUGGAUGCCUUUGGCAUUCAGAGAACAUUUGCCCCAAAAAACAAAGGUGAAUUUUAAUGGAAAAAAGAAACCAAAAUGUAAAGUUACCAAAAAAUACUUCAGUUAUGAAGGCAAAAAGGGCUAGGUCAUAAUUUUUAUGAGUAGGAAGUAGCAAGAACAGGGCUAAAUUCUUCAGUAACCACUGAAUGGCCCAAGAGUAGAAUAGUGAUUAAGAGAGGCCAAAACUGAGUAUUUUUACCACUUAGAUUAAGGGAAGUCCAACAUAGUACCCUCCAGAUAAUAUUGGACCACAGCUCCCAUAAACCCUGACUAUUAGUCACAUUGGGGAUGAUGAAAGUUGUAGCCCAACACUAUCUGGAAGAACCACAUUGGCUACCCCUUGGUUUAGAACAUGAAUAGUUAUGAAUAACCCAUUCUGAGAUGAAUCCAUCCACGGUCCUCCAAAUGGGAAUGGGCCUACUUAGGAAGGGAUGAAUAAGGGAUGUUGUAGGUGUGUCAAACACUGCCAGUUCUCCCAUCUGUAUAUUGACUAUGCCAGAGACAGAGUUAACUAAUCAUUCUCCAAUUAACAUUGAAGGUAGCACUCUUAAUUUUUGGACCCUAUCUUUGUUUCCUUAAGAGUUCUCCUUCUCCCCAUCCAAACAGAGCAUCAAAUUAUGUUUUGAGAAAGCUGGUGCAAUUUCUGUUUCCUUUUGUCCACUUACUCUUGGCUACAAGCUCUGCCAGGCAAUUCAUAUCUCCUGUUUGGGAAAAUCUAGUAUUCUCAUCUUAAGGGAUGCUCAGGGUGGCAAACUUGUACUGGUUAAAUUGCGAAUCAGCUGGCUUCUAUUUCAUAUGUGAAAUAGAGAUAUUGUGUUAAUCCAAUCCAAAAGAAAAAGAUGUAAAAUGCCUGAAAAGUACAUUAUGUUUGCUUUGAAAUGAAAUUAGGCAAUGUACAAACUUGAAUCACUUGAGCAUGUAAUAACUAAUAAAUAAUGCAGAUCAGAUGUGAUUAUUCAAAUGGCUAUAGCUGAGUUCUAAUUUUCUUGUCUUGAAUCCAUAUAGGAAGUCACAAUUACAUUCACGGUUUUAUUGUCUUUAUGUUGAGUACUUUAGAAAUAAACCAGCACUAACAAUUAGCUAAUAUUUCCCAUUAAAUUCUGUUAUAGUAAAAUUUCAUUUCCCACUCAGAAUAAUUCUACAAAGAGAGAAGCAGUUGGCAGUUAUGGGAAUCAGCUUCAACAGGAUUUGAUGGGAGAGUGCUGUGUUAUCAAUAUCUUUGCUAGAGAGGCUGUGCUGUCACAGAAUACCAUUUAUUAAUUUCAGUAGCCAACCAAGGUUCAAACUAGAAGCAAAUAUCAAUGUCAAUAAAACGUAUGUCAUAAUUAAAGAA